CGGUGGGCUGCCCCGCGGGGCCCUGCCCAGGGGGCCACGGGACUGCACUGGCGCACUCGGCAGCUUCCUGAGCCUGUCUGGUGGGAGGCCGUGCGGCCGGGCAGCCCGCAGGCCCUCGCAGACGGGACGUUGGAGGACAGAUGGCGCCCCGCUCGCGUGUUCUGGGAAAGCUUGGUCGGCCGCGUCUGAGCAGGUAGACGGGGGCACCCGCGGGAGACGCCUCUCCAGCCUGGCCGUCAGCGUUCGUGUGGCCUUGCACGUGACCGUUGCUGGUGGUAGAGGGUCAAGAAGCGGGGGGGCCCCCGGGAUAGCAGGUGGAGGAAGGAAUUGCCCUUCCCGUCCCUCCAGGGCUGGCCUGGGCAGUCAGGAGGCCUCUGAUCGGAAUCCUGCAGUUGCUCCCUUCUGAUUGGCUGGGCACAGGACAAUGGGAGGGGCACUUAACUGUGGCCAGGGGCCGUGGCGGGGGACACCCCUGGGUCCCAGUGGGCACCUACUUAUCAGCAGGUGGCAGGCUCGGGGGACAUCUGCCCAGGCGUGUUAUCAGUCCCAGAGUCCACAGGACACUUCUGUGGUUAACAUGUAACCACCCUCUGGAGCCUCCGCUCCGCGGUGCCACAGGCAGCAUGGAGGCUGGGGAAGGCGGGCUGCCCCUGAACACACUCUCCUCAGUGCAGGUCCGCAGGUGGCUGAGCCCCUUCAUCCUCACCUGCUCCGUCUACUUCCUCGUCUGGCUCCCCGAGGACCAGCCGUCCUGGCUCAGUGCCCUGGUCAAGUGCCUGCCGGUGCUGUGCUUGGCCGUGUUCCUGGGCGCUGCGGCCUCGGGGGGCAGCUACACGCGGCUCCUCCAGGCGGCCCUGCUGUGCUCGGCCCUGGGCGACGUCUUCCUCGUCUGGCCCGAGACCUUCCUCUAUGGCAUGGCCGCCUUCUCCGCGGCCCACCUCCUGUACCUGGUGGCCUUCGGCCUGUCCCCACUGCGGCCGGGGCUGCUGCUGCUGACCGCGCCGGUCUUGGUCGUGUUCUGCAGCCUGCUGCUGCUGCACGUGGAGCAGGACAUGCUCCCGCCCGUGGUGGGCUACGCGCUGGUGCUGAGCGCCAUGCUGUGGCGCGGCCUGGCGCGGGGCGGGGGUGCCGGCUGGGGCGCCGCGCUCUUCACGCUCUCUGACGGCGUGCUGGCCUGGGACAUCUUCGUCCAGUCUGUGUCCAACGCCCGCCUGCUGACCAUGGCCACCUACUACGCGGCCCAGGCCCUCAUCGCCCUGUCAGCCCUCAGGAGCGCGGGGCUCAAGACCAACUGACCGACCAUUGCCCCAGCCCGUCCCCGACUCGGGCCUCGCAGAUGAACCCAGCCCGAGAGACACCCGUGCAGCGAAGCUUCCCGGCGAUCACCCCAGGCCAGCCCGAGACACUGGCCCCAGCUGCCUUUCCUGGUUCUGAUUCUGGACUCCGGGCCCCUCGACCAGGCUCGCGUUUGGCCUCCCAAGCGUCCCCUGUCCCCUUCCCUGCCACACCAAAGCUAUUUUCCCGUUGCCUAAGUAAAGAGGGUGUUGAAGCGUCCA
This is a messenger RNA of Lepus europaeus (European hare), 1556 nucleotides long. It is a transcript of the gene TMEM86B, whose product is annotated as transmembrane protein 86B. The transcript is spliced from 3 exons. Bases 624 to 1295 code for a protein of 223 amino acids. The record is from RefSeq and is a predicted model, not a curated record. Gene Ontology annotation, cellular component: membrane. Lineage: Eukaryota; Metazoa; Chordata; Mammalia; Lagomorpha; Leporidae.